AUGCGACGCGGGCGACGACGGCUGCUGGCGGAGGGUAACGUCGCGGAGCUCCAGCCGGGUGGAGAGUGGGAGGGACGGCCGGGCGAACUCGCUCUGGCGCGGUUCAACUACUACAAGUGCGGAAAAUGCGGAGAGCCUUACUUUGGGGGUUUGAGGGAAUGCGGAGGGGAGCCUGGGGGCGGCGGGGGCGACGCGAACGGCGACGCCGAGCUCAUGUGUGGUGGGUGCAGCGCCACGGUGAGCGGUUUGAGCGGCGCUUGCGCCAAACACGGGCGCGAUGAGCUCCAGUUCAAGUGUCGAUUCUGCUGCUCCCCGGCGGUUUUUUUUUGUUUCGGCUCCACGCACUUCUGCGAGAGGUGUCACGUCACGAGGCCGGAUUGGAAGCCCCAGCCGCCGCCGAAGACGUGCACGAGAGCGACCUGCCCGCUCGGCGUGGACCACCCUCCGCACGGGCAGGAAUUUUGCCUGGGGUGCGCGCUGUGUCGAGCCACCGACACGGGAUACUGA
This is a messenger RNA of Micromonas commoda, 507 nucleotides long. RefSeq lists its product with no specific name. Gene Ontology annotation, cellular component: nucleus. The coding region runs from base 1 to 507 and encodes 168 amino acids. Lineage: Eukaryota; Viridiplantae; Chlorophyta; Mamiellophyceae; Mamiellales; Mamiellaceae. The transcript has a single exon. The record is from RefSeq and is a predicted model, not a curated record.